This is a messenger RNA of Musa acuminata subsp. malaccensis (wild Malaysian banana), 654 nucleotides long. Its product is annotated as putative invertase inhibitor. The record is from RefSeq and is a predicted model, not a curated record. Gene Ontology annotation, molecular function: enzyme inhibitor activity. NCBI's taxonomy places the organism in Eukaryota, Viridiplantae, Streptophyta, Magnoliopsida, Zingiberales, Musaceae.
UUUGCUUAGAGAAAGCGAGACGAGGGAGAAGGAGAUGUUGCAUCCAUCUUAUCUGCCCCACCUCCUCUUCUUCCUUCUCCCCUUCCUCUUCCUCCCUUGCUUCUCCGCCGCCGUGUCCGAGACCAUGGGGAAGGCGUGCAAUCAGACGCUCGACUCCGCCUUCUGCAUCACGUCUCUCCAAGCCGUCCCCAAAAGCGACUCCGCUGACCUCUCCGCCCUCGCCCUCAUCGCCCUUAACCUCACCUACUCCAACGUCACGAGCUCCACCACCAAAUUGCUGGCUCUGCAGCGCGAAGCUACCAGCCCCGCCAUCAAGAACUCGUUCGAGGCCUGCUCGUUGCUCUACAACAACAUCAUCCAGCCGCUGCGGUGGGCGUCGCAGUUCUUCGUGUCGAAGCACUAUGAUGUCGCCCAGGCCAUGUUCGCAACGCCUCUCUUUGCCCCGACGAACUGCGCGGAAGCUGCGGGAAAGGUGAUGGAGCAGGACGGCAAGAACGCGUUCUACCUCAUGCUGAUGACUCGAAAAUUCAUGGAGCUCUCGAGUUCGUAGUUGCGUUGCGUACUUGCGGAGGAGCAUGAAAUGCAUUGCAUGUAUUUGUGUCUGUCACCGAAUAAGAUCAUGUUCCUUAUGCUCAUGCUCAUGGGAAAUGAACA